AUGUCGAACUUCGUUAAAACGCGCGAUUCUGCGCUCAAUGCCAUUAAGCGAUAUAUGGCUAAGAGCACAGACGAAUGGGCUCGUUUCAAUACCGCUCAUGACGCGGUAGAACUCUCGUGCGGAAGUGAUAAUACAGAGGUCGAAGAAAAUGUGCGAAUUCAAGCCGAGACUUGGUAUUCUACGGCUGUAGCCAAUUUUAAUCGCGUACAGAAGUGUCGUACCGAAUCACACCCCUCGCCCGCUCAAAUGCCAGUGUCUGCAUCGAUACGUCUGCCCAAAAUGGAGCUGCCUACAUUCUCGGGUGACUCCACAGAAUGGAUUGGUGACGAGUUAAAAAUUAUAAGUGGCUUCAAAAUAUGUGACGCUAAUUACGAUGAAGCUUGGGACCUUUUGAAAUCGCGCUAUAAGGUCAUGCGGGUAAUAGUGGAAGGGCAUCUCAGAGCUAUAGCCGAUGUUAAAAAGGCUACUAGUGAUACUGCUGACACAAUAAAAAGUUUAAUCGACGCAUUUCAACAACACAUACGCGAACUUAAGGCUUUAGGUCGACCAGUAGAGUUUUGGGACGAUUGGUUGGUACACGAAGUAGUAAACAAAUUAGCAUUCGAGACGCGUAAACAGAUCUGCCAGCAACGUCAUCACACGCUGCUGCAUAAUGCCUCCUCUACAACUAACGUCACAACCACCGCUCAUUUUGUCUACAAUGCGUCUCCUGUCACGCCAUCCCCUCUCGCACCGAAUGCCGCACUACAAUCAAACGCAAACACUUCAUCCGCUAUCGCCUCGUCCACAGGCUCCGCUGCUGCAUGGACAUCCUCGUAUUUGAAUGCUAGCUCCAACCCGCCGCGUCCAAAAGACAGAACUGUGCUAUUGGCUACCGCCCUAGCCAAAGUCCGCGAUUGUUGUGGUCAUUGGCAAACCGCGCGCUUGCUGUUUGAUUCCGGCUCGCAUGCGUCCUUCGUAACUGAGGCAUGUGUACAACGUCUAGGUCUACCACGAAAAGCGUCCGCAGUAUCCAUUACUGGCAUCGGUUCGUUGCAAGGAGGCCGCUCUAGAGGUGAGGUAUUACUUUCAUUGUCGUCGUAUUGUUUAGAUGAAUGCUUCCCUAUCAACGCGUUAAUCUUACCCAAGAUUACAAGCGACUUGCCCACACAGACUUUGUCAGUUUUAGCGUGGCCGCAUGUGCAAGGCUUAUUCUUAGCCGAUCCGCAGUUCAUGAAACCCGGGCGUAUCGACAUUCUGGUUGGUAUGGACGUCAUGCAACAGCUCCUUUGCUCAGAAGUCCGUAAGGGUCCACCUGGUACGCCGAUGACUCAGCGCACUGUCUUUGGUUGGACGCUAUUUGGAAGCGUCGACGGAAUAGAACCUGCUGCACCUCGCCUACAGUCGCUGCACUGCGAUGUCCAGUUGGAUAGAGCUCUUACUAGACUGUGGGAGUUAGAAGAAGCUCCGCAAAAGACCCACCUCACAUACGAAGAGCGUCACUGCGAAGAACUCUUCGAAACAACGCACCAAAGAGCACCUGACGGUCGCUUUGUAGUUGAACUGCCGCUGAAGACCGACGUACUUCUGGGCGAUUCGCGAAGUUAUGCUGUCCAAAGCCUACUACGCAUCGAGAGGCGCCUUGCUCGGGACGACGACCUGCGGCUACGCUACAAUGAGUUCAUGCAGGAACUUCUCGACAUGAAUCAUAUGGAGCUCGCACCAGAAUCAACGAAUCAAAUGUUUUACAUGCCGCAUCACCCUGUUGUAAAGGAUUCGAGCGUUACCACUAAGCUGAGGGUCGUUUUCAACGCGUCGGCUAAAACGGCCACCGGAAAUUCGCUGAACGACGCAUUAUUUGUCGGUCCUCAACUGCAGCAGGACUUAUUUUCAAUUUUAACGCGUUUUAGAACGCAUCGCUAUGCACUCACCGCGGACAUUGCGAAAAUGUACCGCCAAAUAUGCGUAGCACCGAAGCACAUUGAUCUACAGCGAAUUGUAUGGCGUCGAGAUCCGAGUUUACCCAUACAAGACUAUCGUAUGCUGCGCGUAACUUACGGCGUGGCAGCCGCUUGUCAUCUAGCUGUGAGAUCGCUACAACAAACCGCAAAAUAUUCGCACAUUUGUGAGAAAGCUUCUGCUGUCAUCCACAAAGACUUUUACAUGGACGAUCUCAUCACUGGUACAUCGUCCAAAGAGCUGCUACUUUUACAGCAAAAUGUCUCCGAAAUCCUGAAAGAAGGUGGCUUCGAGCUUCGAAAGUGGGCAUCGCAUUGUGCGGAACUUUGCGAAAAAAUAUCAAAUGCAUCGAAAACAAUAUCUCACUACUUAGUCGACGGUGAGAAUGUCCACGCUUUGGGUCUAGUGUGGAAUACAGCAAAGGAUUACCUAACGUUCGUGGUUAAUUUGAAGAAGCCACCCGCUAUUUUAACGAAGAGAACCUUUCUAUCUGAUGCUAGCACGCUUUUCGAUCCUCUGGGACUGCUCGCUCCAGCGACGAUAAGAUCGAAAAUGUGGUUCCAGGAGAUUUGGCGUAACAAUGUUGGUUGGGAUGACGUCAUUCCUGACUCUACUGCAAUGAAGUGGUUGGCACAUCGCUCGGAGCUGCAACUUCUUUCGAACUUGAAGCGCAAAAAGGCCAAUCCCGCUUCGCAGCGGUCUUUUGCGCUUGCAACCAUACCUCGAUGA
This is a messenger RNA of Rhagoletis pomonella (apple maggot), 2667 nucleotides long. RefSeq lists its product as uncharacterized. The transcript is spliced from 5 exons. The record is from RefSeq and is a predicted model, not a curated record. NCBI's taxonomy places the organism in Eukaryota, Metazoa, Arthropoda, Insecta, Diptera, Tephritidae. Bases 1 to 2667 code for a protein of 888 amino acids.